AUGCCAAACAUCUAUGAGAUUGAUAAUGAUAAAGUUGUGGGUUUUGAGAAGGAAGCACAAACAAUCAUAAAUCAACUUAUUCGUGGGUCAAAGGAGAGAGAAGUUGUUUUAAUUACUGAUAUGGGCGGAUUGGGAAAAACGUCUUUAGUCAAGAGAGUGUAUGAUGAAAAAAUUGUAGCCAACCACUUUCACACCCGUGUAUGGUGUACUGUUUCUCAAGAAUAUGAUUGUAAAGACUUGUUAAACAAAAUAUAUAAUCAAGUUUGCGGCAAGGAGACAGAGAUUGAUAGUGUAGCUGAAAAGCUUCGCAAAAGCCUGAUGGGUUGGAGAUACCUCAUAGUGUUGGAUGAUAUUUGGAGUCUCAAAGCAUGGGAAGAGUUGAAUAGAGCUUUUCCCUCAUGUGAUAAUGGAAGCAGAGUUGUUUUAACAAGCAGACAAGAAAGUGUAGUUUCUGAUGCUAAACAUAUUUGCCUUCCAUUCUUCACUGUUGAUGAGAGCUGGGAAUUAUUGCAAGUGAAGUUAUUUCAAGGGAAGGGAUGCCCUAAAGAGCUUGAAAAUAUUGGAAAAGAAAUAUCUAAAAAGUGUGGGGGACUACCUUUGGUUGUUGGUUUGGUAGCCGGACUUCUGGGAGGAGUUGAAAAGAGUAAGCAAAUGUGGCAAGAAGUUCUUAAUACUUUAAGCUCACAUGUUGCAUUUAGAGGCGGAAUAAAGAGCAAUGAUGCAAUAGAACUUAGUUACAAUCAUUUACCAGAUCAUUUGAAACCAUGCUUACUUUACUUUGCAGCAAUCCCGGAGGAUAAAACAAUUGCAGCUUUAAAAUUGAUAAAUCUAUGGAUAUCAGAAGGAUUCAUAGACAUUAAAGAGAAAGAGAGGGUAGAAGACACUGCAGGGGAUUUCUUAAAUCAUCUUGUUGGUAGUAACCUAGUUAUGGUGUCUAACAGAAAGUAUGAUGGUCACAUCUUAUCUUGUGGUGUUCAUGAUUUGGUACGUGACUUUUGCUUAACAAAAGCUAAAGAUGAAAAUUUCUUGCACAUAAUUAAGAUGGAAAAAGUGUUGGAUCCAACUCUAAAGUUGACUGCACAUCGAAUAUCUUUCCAUAGAUGUAGUGGUCAUCAUGAGAUUCCUAAUGAAUUGGUACCUUGGAAUUCUUCUAUCCGCACACUUUUGGGUUUUGAAAGUUCAGACAUUUGUGGUGAACGUCGACACAUUUAUAAAAGCUCAUGGGUUGCUAAAAGAUUUGAACAUCUCACAAUCUUGGAUUUAGAGUUUAUUCAAGUGGACAUAUCAAUUAUGUUCGAAGUCAACUCAUUAAUUCAUCUAAGGUACCUAGCUCUCAAAUUAUGUGGAAGCGGUUCUAUCUCUCCAUGGUUACUCGAGAAUCUUCAGUGUCUCAUAACGUUAAAGUUGACUUCAGGAGGAGAUGCACAUUUGCCAAAACUUUUUUGGAAUAUGCGAAGUUUGAGAAAUAUGGUUAUCCACCACUACUGUUCCAAGUCAUGUCCAAUGGAAGGAGCAUCAACUAUGGAAACAACUCCCAGUGAUUUAGAAGUCUUGCAAACCUUAAAUUUGAAUGUUUCUCUUUGUAUAAGGGACGAACAUUUAUUGAGGAAACUUCCCCAUCUAAAAAAUUUGAGGUGUGCGGUCUCAAAAUCAUAUCCAUUUGCUGAGAUUGACUUUCUCCGCCAUCUUGAGUCUCUUGAGUUAUCCGGCACGGGUAGAUGUAAACCACAUCUUCUUAAUGAUCUUAAACUUACCAAGUUCCCAUCAAAUAUUAAGGAAAUACAUUUCUCUAUGCUUACUCUUUCAUCGUCUGCAAUCUCGAUAAUUGCACAACUCUCCAAGCUCGAGGCUCUAACACUAAAGCAUUGCGUGUUCGAGGAUUUAGAAUGGAAUGUGGAUGAGGAAACCCAAUUCCGCAAACUCAAAUUCCUCCAAUUAUUCUUUCCUCAUAUUAGAAUUUGGAAUGUUAGCAGUGCUGCCGAGUCCUUUCCUUGCCUCGAGCAAUUAAUUCUGGAGGGAUGUUUUAUGCUAGAGGGGUUGUCAUAUAGCUUUGCUGAUAUUUCAACAUUGGAACUAAUCAGUGUGGUGAACUGUCCCAAUGUUGAUAGUUCAGUGAAGAAAAUUCAAGAAGAUGUACAGAGUAUGGGAAGUGAGCAACUCACUUUUGAUAUUGGUAAGUGA
Messenger RNA from Ipomoea triloba (trilobed morning glory), 2181 nucleotides. Its product is annotated as putative late blight resistance protein homolog R1A-10. The transcript has a single exon. Gene Ontology annotation, biological process: defense response to other organism. The coding region runs from base 1 to 2181 and encodes 726 amino acids. Gene Ontology annotation, molecular function: ADP binding. NCBI's taxonomy places the organism in Eukaryota, Viridiplantae, Streptophyta, Magnoliopsida, Solanales, Convolvulaceae. The record is from RefSeq and is a predicted model, not a curated record.